UUUGGAAACAGUACCUAAGUUGCUACAACAAUUCAAGAAAUUUCCUUAGUUUUCGAGUAAGGAAAGCACAACAGUGGCGUAAUACGUUAUCUUUGUUAGGCGGAAAGUACCAGAAGCGGGUACCGAUUUCUAGCAAUUCGAGAAGAUUCCUUGGCCCCACCAUAGCUUCCACAUCUGGUUGUAUAAACUUCAGAUCAAUUAAUUCACAACCGCUUUUCACAAUGGUUGCCGCAGUCGGAAUUGACUUGGGCACGACCUACUCGUGUGUCGGUGUCUUCCGAGACGACCGAAUCGAAAUUAUUGCCAAUGACCAAGGUAACCGAACCACACCGUCGUUCGUGGCUUUCACGGACACGGAACGUCUGAUCGGUGAUGCCGCCAAGAACCAGGUCGCCAUGAACCCCCACAACACCGUUUUCGACGCCAAGCGUUUGAUCGGUCGCAAGUUCACCGACCCCGAGGUCCAGGCUGACAUGAAGCACUUCCCCUUCAAGAUCAUCGAGAAGAAUGGAAAGCCUAUUGUCGAGGUUGAGUACAAGGGCGAGAACAAGCAAUUCACCCCCGAGGAAGUCUCUUCCAUGGUCCUCACCAAGAUGCGAGAGACUGCCGAGUCGUACCUAGGCGGUACUGUCACUAACGCUGUCAUUACCGUCCCUGCGUACUUCAACGACUCUCAGCGACAAGCUACCAAGGAUGCUGGCCUCAUCGCUGGCCUUAACGUCCUCCGAAUCAUCAACGAGCCCACGGCUGCUGCCAUCGCUUACGGUCUUGACAAGAAGGCUGAGGGUGAGCGCAACGUUCUCAUCUUCGAUCUCGGUGGUGGUACCUUCGAUGUCUCUCUCCUAACCAUUGAGGAGGGUAUCUUCGAGGUCAAGUCUACUGCUGGUGACACUCACUUGGGUGGUGAGGACUUCGACAACCGACUAGUUAACCACUUCGUCAACGAGUUCAAGCGUAAGCACAAGAAGGAUCUGUCCACCAACGCUCGUGCUCUACGUCGUCUCCGAACCGCCUGUGAGCGUGCCAAACGUACUCUCUCAUCUUCCGCCCAGACCUCCAUCGAGAUUGACUCGCUCUUCGAGGGUAUCGACUUCUACACAUCUAUCACCCGUGCUCGAUUCGAGGAGCUUUGCCAGGACCUCUUCCGAUCCACUAUCCAGCCUGUCGACCGUGUCCUUGCUGACGCCAAGAUCGACAAGUCCCAGGUCCACGAGAUCGUCCUCGUCGGAGGUUCUACUCGUAUCCCCCGUGUUCAGAAGCUCAUCACCGACUACUUCAACGGAAAGGAGCCCAACAAAUCUAUCAACCCCGAUGAGGCUGUUGCCUACGGUGCUGCCGUCCAGGCUGCUAUCCUUUCUGGAGACACUAGCUCCAAGUCGACCAACGAGAUUCUUCUUCUCGACGUCGCCCCACUAUCUCUCGGUAUCGAGACUGCUGGUGGUAUGAUGACCAAGCUUAUCCCCCGCAACACCACUAUCCCCACCAAGAAGUCCGAGGUCUUCUCCACCUUCUCCGACAACCAGCCUGGUGUGCUUAUCCAAGUCUACGAGGGUGAGCGUCAACGCACCAAGGACAACAACCUUAUGGGCAAGUUCGAGCUCACCGGUAUCCCCCCUGCACCCCGUGGUGUCCCUCAAAUCGAGGUCACCUUCGAUCUUGAUGCCAACGGUAUCAUGAACGUCUCCGCUGUUGAGAAGGGCACUGGAAAGUCCAACAAGAUUGUCAUCACCAACGACAAGGGACGUCUAUCCAAGGAGGAGAUUGAGCGUAUGCUCUCUGAAGCUGAGAAGUACAAGGAGGAAGAUGAGGCUGAGGGUCGCCGUAUUGGUGCCAAGAACGGUCUUGAGUCUUACGCCUACUCUCUCCGAAACACCCUCUCCGACUCCAAGGUCGAUGAGAAGCUUGACGCUGGUGACAAGGAGAAGUUGAAGACCGAGAUUGACAAGGUUGUCUCUUGGCUCGACGAGAACCAACAAGCCACCCGCGAGGAGUACGAAGAGAAGCAGAAGGAGUUGGAGGGUAUUGCCAACCCCAUCAUGAUGAAGUUCUACGGAUCCGGUGGUGCUGGUGGUAUGCCCGGUGGCAUGCCUGGCGCUCCCGGCGCUGGUGGCUUCCCCGGUGCUGGCGCCCCUGGUGCCGGUGGUGAUGACGGCCCCACCGUUGAGGAGGUCGACUAAAGGGUUUAUUCUUCAUGAUAUCUGUUUUUCCUCUAAUUUAUUCUCCCGGCGUUUUUCCCGCGGUGUAUUGAAUCGUCGCGCGGCGGUCACGGAUUUUCCAGGGUUUGCACUACUAGAUUUUUACUGGUAAUGAACGAUACAGGGCAAAAGUUGCGCGGCUCAUGACUUGCAUGGAAUGUAUUCUAGGGGAUUAAUCCUACUACGAAGCAAUGAAGUUAAUUAUGAAAUAAUCUGAUCUUG
Messenger RNA from Hypoxylon trugodes, 2417 nucleotides. RefSeq names its product heat shock 70 kDa protein. The record is from RefSeq and is a predicted model, not a curated record. Lineage: Eukaryota; Fungi; Ascomycota; Sordariomycetes; Xylariales; Hypoxylaceae. Gene Ontology annotation, molecular function: ATP binding; heat shock protein binding; misfolded protein binding. Gene Ontology annotation, cellular component: cytoplasm; cytosol; nucleus. Gene Ontology annotation, biological process: cellular response to unfolded protein; protein refolding; vesicle-mediated transport. Bases 222 to 2177 code for a protein of 651 amino acids. The transcript is spliced from 3 exons.